Messenger RNA from Rotaria sordida, 1445 nucleotides. Lineage: Eukaryota; Metazoa; Rotifera; Eurotatoria; Philodinida; Philodinidae. The record is from the annotation of a GenBank genome assembly.
AUGUUAGCUUUGAAACUCGGACCGGCAUUAGCUUGUGGAAAUGUGGUCAUUCUCAAGCCAGCUGAAGAGACGCCACUUACUGCCUUGUAUUGUGCUGCUCUAAUCAAAGAGGCCGGCUUUCCACCGGGUGUUGUCAAUAUUGUACCAGGGGACGGACCUAACUGUGGCAAUGCGAUUGUCGUUCACGAUCAUAUUGAUAAAGUGUCAUUUACAGGCUCAGUUGAAGUAGGAAAAAAAAUUCAAGAAGGUGCAGCUAAAUCCAAUCUAAAACGAGUAACACUUGAACUUGGUGGCAAAUCUCCAUUGAUCAUUUGUGAAGAUGCUGAUGUUGAUUUUGCUGUUUAUGUCGCUCACGAAGCAAUCUUUCAUAAUGCAGCACAAAAUUGUAUUGCUGCAUCGCGUACAUUUGUGCAUGCGAAAAUCUAUGAUGAAUUCAUAAAAAAAAGUGUUGCACUUGCUAAAAAACGGAUCGUCGGUGAUCCAUUCGAUGCAAAUACACAACAAGGCCCACAGAUCAACAAAGAUCAAUUCCAAAAGAUUCUCAAUUAUGUUGAGUUAGGCAAAAAAGCAGGUGCUAAACUAGAAUGUGGUGGCGAAAAAAUCAAUGAUAAGGGUUAUUUUAUUAAACCGACAGUGUUCAGUAGUGUCACGGACGAUAUGAAAAUUGCACGUGAAGAGAUAUUCGGACCAGUCAUGUGCGUACUCAAGUUUGAUUCGUACGAUGAAGUGAUUGAACGAGCUAAUGCAACAAACUUUGGUCUAGUUGCUGGUGUCAUUACGAAAGAUUUAACACGUGCUUUGAAAUUUGUCCAAGAAUUGCAAGCGGGCUCCGUGUGGGUAAAUACCUAUGCGGCAAUGAAGUUUCAGGCUCCAUUUGGUGGUUUCAAACAAUCAGGAAUCGGUCGCGAAUUAGGUAAAUAUGGCCUUGAACCUUAUUAUGAAAUUACUACAAUGGUUCUUCAUUUAUAUAUCGACUGGUUAUCUCAACCUUGUCGUGCCGUUGCUAUAUUACUGAUGGAGAAUAAUAUUGAACAUCAAGUUCAUGAAAUCAGCAUCAUGAAAGGAGAAACACAAAGCGCUGAAUAUAAACAGGUGAAUCCAGCUGGAAAAGUUCCAUCGAUUGUUGAUGAUGAUUUUCAUUUGGGCGAAUCUCAUACAAUAAUGCGCUAUAUAUGUGCAAGCAGGAAAAUACCUGAUCAUUAUUUUCCAAAUGAUAUUAAACAACGUGCUAGAGUCGAUUAUUGGUUGGACUGGCAUCACAUGAACUUACGUCAUGGAUCAGUGCGUCUAAUAAGAGCAAAUAUAUUUGCUCCUAUUAGAAAAUAUUCACAACAAACAAUCGAUGAAUUACGAAAAGAAGGUAACGACGUGUUAAAAUCAAGUUUAAGCUUUAUGGAAGAAGUCUUGAGUAAAAAUAACUAUAUUGCUGGUGGAAAUCAAUUUUC